AUGUUGGACCGCCGCACAUGUAUGACCCUGUUAGUGGACGCAUGGCGCCUAUAUCACCGUCCACUGUACCCGAAUCCAGCAAGAUGGAAGCAGAAAUCAACUCUCAUAAAGCGGUCGACUGCCCCCCCAGGCGCCGGAGUGGAGGCAAAGUUUACCCACAGCCCUAGUUUAGCCGAAGAUGGACAGUUCCAGCCGGGGAACACGGGACUGAGCCCGCAAGCCCCGUCGAGCUCACAGUCAACCUUUGACUGUCCUCCAGGCAGUGAACUAGAUGUACACUUUACCUCAAUCCCCACCUCUCAAGAUGCCCAAGGCAGGGCUCAAGUUUCCCAUGAAACCAAGCGAAACCCCUUUGUAAAUAUCGAUCGCCCUCCUGGAAGUGAACUGGAAACAUUAAUUGUUUCUGAAUCUAUUCCUUCCACACAGUCUCAGUCGGACACAUAUAAGGUCAGCGAAAACACCAAUGGACCGAAUCUGGAUGCUGGUUUGACUGCGGGAACCAAUGUGAAGUGCUCCACGAGAAGUGAGCUGGAGGCGAAUUCCAUCUCUGAUCCUACCAGUCCUUCUGUUCAGGAUUGCCCGUCUGGGUUGAAGAUGCAGCCACCGAACAAGCAAACUGGCAUUUCAACUGAUUGCCCACCAGGCAACGAGCUGGAGGCAAAGUUUUCUUCUGAGCUCAAUAGUCUCAGUCUUGAGUCUGAUGGCCCCGUUCAUCAAACUAGUAACAAUGUCGCCGCGACAGACGUUCAAGAAAGCUUCGAGUGCUCCCAGGGUAGUGAGAUUGAAGCACAGAUUUUAUCAGAAUCAGCCAGCCUGGACAUCGCCCAUUCUGAAGCCCAGACCUGUGUUGAUUGUCCUCCCGGGAGCGAACUGAAGGCAAAGUUUAUCUGCAACCCGGCUUCAAUUGAGGAAAAGAAAUCACAGCCAGAAGUACACACUGGCCUUGAUACAUCCAAGAUAGCCAAGAAUGUUGUCGGUUGUACACCAGGGAAUGAGUUAGAGGCAAAUUUCGGUUCUGAGAUGGCGAGUGCCGAGGGUCCUGAUGAGAAUGAGGACAUGAGCGCCUUGGAUGCUACUGAAAUUCGCUCUCGUUAUGCUUCUUUGGAACCAAAGGUGCAACCCAAUCCGCUAGAUUUCGAUGCUUCCGAAGACCGCGUUGGAGAUUUCAUUCUCAAAAGCCAGAACCUCGCCACUGCCAAAGGAGAGCAACGAGCAGCAUCCCAGAAUCCUUCCCCUAAAUUCCGUAUUCUCGCUUUCGACGCGUCGACGUCACAAGUCUCAGCCACACAAGCAGACUCAUUCUUCGGUGUCGAUGAAGAUGGUCGGCCAAGUGAAAUUUUGUCUCGACUGCACAACCCUGCCAAAUUCCUGCCCUAUUUCGAGAAGAUGCAAGAAGAUGGUUACGAAAUUGCAACCGGCGGUGGCAACAUCCUUGUCUUCCGGAAGACUCUAACCCCCCCUCGUCACACUCUCUCAAAUACUGCAGCCGACCAAGAGCCAGCAAUUCACGCAGAAGUUGCCAAACGUCUUCGCCACGACUCAAUGGACUCCACCGCCACAUACGCUGGAGCUCCCCGGCAAUCCACCACUGAGCCUCCUUCAGCAACUGGAUCCUCUAGAUCAGAGCGCGAACCAACCACAAAACCGGACUCUUCGUUUCGCAAAGUAGGCCGCAGAAUGCUUAUUGCAGGCACAGCUACUGCAUCGACGUGCUAUGCUAUCGGAGUAAUAGUCGAGUUCUUCCGCACUGGCGGAAACGACGGGCGGGGAAUUGAUGGGUUCACUGUGUUUGAGUCAGAUCGACGUCGUCGAGAGUAG
Molecule: messenger RNA, 1818 nt
Organism: Penicillium mononematosum
Lineage: Eukaryota; Fungi; Ascomycota; Eurotiomycetes; Eurotiales; Aspergillaceae
Exons: 2
Coding region: 1-1818 (605 amino acids)
Source: RefSeq, a predicted model, not a curated record